This is a messenger RNA of Eupeodes corollae, 1888 nucleotides long. Its product is annotated as D-2-hydroxyglutarate dehydrogenase, mitochondrial-like. Gene Ontology annotation, molecular function: catalytic activity; FAD binding. The record is from RefSeq and is a predicted model, not a curated record. NCBI's taxonomy places the organism in Eukaryota, Metazoa, Arthropoda, Insecta, Diptera, Syrphidae. The coding region runs from base 298 to 1806 and encodes 502 amino acids. Gene Ontology annotation, cellular component: mitochondrion. The transcript is spliced from 8 exons.
CAUUCACAUUCGAUUUUUGAUGUUUACACUGUUUCUGCUACGAUGUGGAGUCGCAAUCAAAAUUAAAUUAACAUUAUUAGUUGCGCCCUGCCAACUUCCACUCGACUUUUUUGUUUCUUCGUCGUGGUCUCGUCGUCGUACCUCGUGCGUUCGUAUUAUUAACCAUCCGGGUCCCGGUUAUUGUCUUCGUGCUGUGAUUGAAUUGUCUUCGAUAUAUUUUCUUUUUAUUUCUGACAUUUCGUUUAUAUUUUUAUUUUGUUUUGUUUUCUUGAACGGUCUGAACCGUUUCGAUAGAAGAUGAUGUUAAGAAAUGGAUUAAAGACUUACCAGUCGAGGGUUUAUCAAAAGCUGUCAAGGACUUAUAAAACAAGUGGAAUACCAGAACUAACACAGGAACGCCAUAAUGUUAAACGUGGAAACUACGCAGUCUUAACGGACAAAGAUGUUGGAUUUUUUGAAUCUGUAGUUGGAUCUAAUCACACUAUCAAAGAGAAGGAUGAACUUCAAUCAUACAACGUGGAUUUUUUAAGGAGUGUACGAGGUAACAGCCAGUUAGUCCUUAAACCUGGUUCUGUCGAUGAGGUUUCAACCAUUCUCAAGUAUUGCAAUGACAAUAAAAUUGCAGUCUGUCCACAAGGAGGAAAUACCGGUUUAGUUGGGGGUUCAGUUCCAGUUUGUGAUGAAAUUGUGCUUUCUUUACAACGUUUGAAUAAAGUCCUAAGUAUUGAUGAAGUCACUGGCAUUGCUGUCUGUGAGUCUGGUUGCAUUUUGGACAAUCUCGAGCAGCAAGCCAAAGAAGUUGGCCUAGUGGUGCCAAUCGAUUUGGGAGCGAAGCAAAGUUGUCAUGUUGGUGGUAAUUUAUCAACGAAUGCAGGUGGUCUUCGGGUUUUGAGAUAUGGAAAUCUUCAUGGGUCAUGUUUGGGUGUUGAAGCUGUACUUGCAAAUGGAGAGGUAUUAGAUCUUAUGUCUGGCUUUAAGAAAGACAACACUGGAUAUCAUCUUAAGCAUCUGUUUAUCGGUUCGGAAGGUACAUUGGGUAUAAUAACAAAGCUAGCUCUUCUUUGUCCACCAGCCCCAAAAGCUGUACACGUUGCAUUUUUAGGAAUCUCAUCAUUUGACGAUGUUCUAAAAACGUUUGUAUCAGCUAAAAGGCAUUUGGGUGAAAUACUUUCAUCUUGCGAGAUGUUAGAUGCAAACUCUUUAGCAGCAAGCUUGGAACAUUUUGAUACAAAAUCACCUGUAGAUGGCUAUCCAUUUUAUAUGUUGAUUGAAACUUCGGGCAGUAACGAAGCUCAUGAUGCUGAAAAAUUCAAUACAUUUCUGGAAAUUGGCAUGGAAAGUGGUGAGAUCUGUGAUGGAACAAUCACAAGUGAUCCUGGUAAAGUCAAAGAAAUCUGGAGUCUUCGGGAACGAGUUCCAUUGGCUCUGAUCAAUGAUGGAUAUUGCUUUAAAUAUGACAUUUCCUUGCCACUUCGUCGAUUUUAUGAAAUUGUAGAAGUCUUAGAGAAAAGAGUUGGAAAAAUGUCGCUUCGAGUUUGUGGUUAUGGGCAUUUGGGCGAUUCCAACCUUCACCUGAAUGUUUCAUGCAAGGAAUAUAGUAAUGAGCUCUAUAAGGCGAUUGAACCUUUUGUAUUUGAAUACACAUCACAGUUGAAAGGAAGUGUGAGUGCUGAACACGGUAUUGGAUUUUUAAAAACGAAAUAUUUGGGAUUUUCAAAACCGCAAAAUGCUAUAAAUAUGAUGAAGAGCAUUAAACAACUCUUGGACCCUAAUGGAAUACUAAACCCAUACAAAGUCUUACAAUAACAAAAACUAAAACGAGGAAAAAUUGAAUAGGAUUUUUUUAAAAUUGUAAAUAAAUUAGACAAUAAAUAUGUGAUUAAUAUUA